AUGGUCUCGCCUUCCCCUGGCCCCGCCCGAUGCAAACUCGACAUGGACGCAGACCCUGACAACGAUGACCCGCCGUCGGUUCAGAGCCUCCUGCAAGAGGUGACACGGCUGCAACAGGUCGUGCGUGAUAUCAGUCCCGACGAUGACUCGGUGUUUGUAGCCGAGUGGUCGCCGCCUCAAUACGGACAGAAGACGCGUACAGCCAGUGGAGGGUCCGACAGCUUCUCUCCAUUGGGCAUCUGCUCACGAACUAGAGUGGCUACACUUGUAGGUAACCUGUCGCCUCACCAGAAUGUCGGGGUUAUGGUGCGCGGCGGGGCGUCCGACAGCUCGGUGAAUGGACUGACGACACCGCCUACAAAACGACGGGAGCGACCUGCUGUUUCUCCUGUAGUGCCACGUCCGAUACGCGUAGCAUCGUUAACGAAAGAGAACAUUUCUCUGCUGCCGACGCCCAGAGCUCCGACCUUUGCAGGCUCUGUGUGUGGGUCACAGCAGUCCCGCGUGAGCAUCCGCACGGAAGGCGGCGGCACGGUGUUUUCGCGGCUGUACCAGCCCGAUUUCUACAAGAAACGCGAAGAGAAGUUCCAGACCAUGCGCGACCGCCGCGAGAGUUUCCAUUGCUCGUUCACACCGCGUACGAAUCGACGCGACUCGAUUUCGUCACGAGAUUCGGUCGACACGGAGUCGCAGGCGUCCAUGCAGUCGGCAAAGACGGACGUCAUGAACGUGUCGAGUCGUUUGUAUGAUCCAAACUACGUCCGUAAGCGUAACGCACGACUGCAACGCAUGCGGCAAGAACGGGAGAUGCGGGAGUGCACUUUUACGCCUGUGAUCAAUGGUAAAAAGAGUGUUCUGCUGCACUGA
Peronospora matthiolae is the source of this 867-nucleotide messenger RNA. NCBI's taxonomy places the organism in Eukaryota, Oomycota, Peronosporomycetes, Peronosporales, Peronosporaceae. The record is from the annotation of a GenBank genome assembly.